CUAGGUGACGCUGCGGCAGCCGCGUCGGCGCUCGAUUGAGCGGGACUGGGAAACGUUCCCAGACGGCCGCGCGCUGCAGGCUCCGGUAGCUGUCAUGGCGGGCUUGCUGAAGAAGACUACUGGCCUUGUGGGAUUGGCGGUGUGCGACACUCCACACGAGAGGCUCACAAUACUGUACACAAAGAUUCUUGACCUCCUGAAGCACUUCCCUCAACAUGCCGCCUACAGAAAGUACACAGAGCAGAUCACCAGUGAGAAGCUGGACAUGGUCAAAGCGGAGCCAGAUGUUAAAAAAUUAGAAGAUUUGCUUCAGGGUGGUGAAGUGGAAGAGGUGAUUCUUCAGGCUGAAAAUGAACUAAGUCUGGCAAGGAAAAUGCUGCAGUGGAAGCCGUGGGAGCCGCUGGUGGAAGAGCCUCCUGCUGACCAGUGGAAGUGGCCCAUAUGAUCAGUGUCUGAUGGCUGAUGCAAAUUUAAUGUGCAAUUAAAUUUUCUGCGCUAAA
Messenger RNA from Acomys russatus (golden spiny mouse), 500 nucleotides. It is a transcript of the gene Ndufa5, whose product is annotated as NADH:ubiquinone oxidoreductase subunit A5. NCBI's taxonomy places the organism in Eukaryota, Metazoa, Chordata, Mammalia, Rodentia, Muridae. The record is from RefSeq and is a predicted model, not a curated record. The coding region runs from base 95 to 445 and encodes 116 amino acids. The transcript has 5 exons. Gene Ontology annotation, biological process: respiratory electron transport chain.